CGCUUGCUUGUUUGCUGGCUGGUUUGAUGCGUUGGUUGGUUGGCUGGUUGAUGUGGACUCAAUGACUGGGGGCUUCGACGGUGCUUGGCAAAGUUGAUUCAGUUUCAAUUGAGUAUCCGUCGUGUAACAACGUCGUAAACGGUGGCAACGCGCGUCUAUGUGCAACAAACCGGAAUUCUAAAGGGUAGUCAGUUCGGUGGUUUUGUGUGCUUUAACAAAUCGAAAACAACAAAAACACACACAAAGUGUUUUAAACAAAAAGAAAAAACUAAAUAAAUGUGUUUAAUAAAUAAAUAAAAUACAAAAACAAAAUUAAUGAGUUAUUGAAAAAAAAGUAAAUAAAAAUGUUUCAGUGUUACCAGUGAAUGGAAAAAACAAAUGCUAGAACUUCAAUAACAAUUUUCAACGCUAUCAUUUGAAUAUGUUUUAUUAAUAACUUUUUAAAAGUGCCGAAUUUUUACUCAACUAAUUGCUGUGCAUAUAUCCAUUGCGUACAAUUUGAUUUUUGACUCAGCGUCGCCUACAGCAUGAGUUUACCCAACGGCGUGGAUAUGCAAAAUUUAAUGUCUCAACAUCCAGUUUUAGGCGCUCUACCACCCGCUUUCUUUCUACGCGCCGCUUCGGAGCGUUAUCAGCGUACACCGAAAUGUGCGCGUUGUCGCAAUCAUGGCGUGGUGAGCGCCCUGAAAGGACACAAACGUUAUUGCCGUUGGCGAGAUUGUGUUUGUGCGAAAUGCACAUUGAUUGCGGAGCGACAACGCGUUAUGGCCGCACAGGUACGCAUUAAGGUCGAUUCACAACUAACAGCACGGAACGAUGCGUUACAAUACUUUAGAAACUGCUAUCAAGUUGCGCUACGUCGCCAACAAGCACAAGAGGAAAACGAGGCACGCGAAUUGGGCCUACUCUACACCAAUGUGCCGCCGGGACAGUCGAAUGGUGUUGAUGGAGGCGGCGGCGGCGGUGUUGUCACACCGAAUCAGCACAGUCCCGCGCCACCAAUGACAAAUGCAGCUGGUUUUCACCCCGGCAUACCGUCACCGCCCAGCGAUGGCUUGGACACCAGCAACAGUCAGCGUAUACAGUAUAACGGCAAUGAAUCAGAUACGGAUGUGCGUAUGCGUUCUUCGGAGCGUCUCUCGAUGGGCUAUUCGCCGGAUCGCAGUACCGAAGUGGAAAGUCCAGGUUCGAAACGCGCACGCCUCUCCAAUGAGACCGAUCAAGACACCGGCUCCGAGUCGUCGCCCAGCAGUCCACGCAUGAAGUCCCGCAACUACCAUGACAGCGGCAAUAUUUCGCCCAGCCGCACCGGGCCGCCCAGUUCGCCGGAAUCCGAUCUCGAUGUGGACUCAGCGCCCGACGAAGCGACACCCGAGAAUCUCAGUCUGAAGAAAGAAGACUCCACUUCGCCACCAAACACGCCCACUGAUAAUCUGCAUUUGCUACGCACAUUCAAUAAUGGCGCCGCACAGGGUUUCAUGCCAUAUCAUCACACGCAGUUCCUCGCGGCUGCCAUGCCUGCUGCUGCCGCCGCCGCCGCUGCCGGCGUUGGUGUACAUCCACACAGCCAGCAUUCACCGCAUGCACAUCAUCAGCAGCAUCAACAUCAUGCGGCGCAUCAUCAGCAGCAGCAUCAACAGCAACAACACCAGCAGCAGCAACAACAACAGCAGCAUGCGCUGCCACUUGCAAUGAUGCAACAACAAAUCCAAGCUGCACAACCACAACAACGUUCACCCGUCGAUGUGCUGCUGCGCGUCUUUCCCAAUCGCCGUCGCAGUGACGUCGAACAGUUGUUGGCGCGCUAUCGCGGUGACGUACUCCAAGCCAUGGAGGCUAUGCUCUCCGGUGAAGACAUGACGCAGGCGCUGGCUUCCGCAGCCGUGGCGGCAGCUGCUGCAUCGGCCGCCGCGUCACCACCGAAUGUGCCGCCUUCACCGCCAUUCCCGCUCAAAUCGGCCUUCUCACCGCUGGUGCCACCCGCUGCCGUGUUCGGUUCACCAACACACCGUUACCCACCCUUCAUGCAGGCGCAUGCGAAGCGGUUCCUUGCCGGUCCGUAUGCGGGCGCCGCGUACUUGCCCGGUGUGCUGCCGCCCGAUGUGAUCGAUCAGGCUGAGUCGAAUGGCGGUGCGUCAAUGGAUCGCAACAGCAAUGCCGGCGACUCACAAGAUUGAAAAAGCUGCUGCAAGCAGUGCCCAUUGGGUGUGAGUAAUAUGUUCAGACCGUAUGUGUAGCAUGGGCAUGGGAGGCGACUGUGGCCUCGCUCCGCUGCACAUCACUCAGCAGAGGUGAUUUCAUUCCGUGUAUAUAUGUUGUCUUUUGUAAAUAGUGGUAACUUCAAAU
Messenger RNA from Zeugodacus cucurbitae (melon fly), 2346 nucleotides. RefSeq names its product doublesex- and mab-3-related transcription factor A2 (gene dmrt99B). Gene Ontology annotation, cellular component: nucleus. NCBI's taxonomy places the organism in Eukaryota, Metazoa, Arthropoda, Insecta, Diptera, Tephritidae. The coding region runs from base 528 to 2177 and encodes 549 amino acids. The transcript has 4 exons. Gene Ontology annotation, biological process: sex differentiation; regulation of transcription by RNA polymerase II. Gene Ontology annotation, molecular function: RNA polymerase II cis-regulatory region sequence-specific DNA binding; DNA-binding transcription factor activity, RNA polymerase II-specific; ubiquitin binding. The record is from RefSeq and is a predicted model, not a curated record.